UUUAUCUAUAUCUAUAUACCGGACCCAGAUCAGUUCUAGCUCAUUUUUCAUUAAAAAAUAUGCUUCAAUUGGUUAUGAGAUUUGUUUUUAUAUACUAUAUCUAUAUACCGGACCCAGAUCAGUUCUAGCUCAUUUUUCAUUAAAAAAUAUGCUUCAAUUGGUUAUGAGAUUUGUUUUUAUAUACUAGGUUUCUUUUUGAAUCCCAUUAAAGUUCUGGGGUUGUGCUUCGAGAAUCGGAAUCCAUAUGUACAUAUAGUUCUUCUGUAUGUAUAUACAGGUAGAGAAGAUAGCUUUACGUGUAGAGAGAGAAAGCAUUGAGAAGGUUCGAAAGAGAGAGGAAAGUUGAAAAUUCUGUGGAGAGGGUGUUUUUCACUGUGUAAGACAUUAUUCAGAGAGAGAGAGAGAGGGAAAAUUGUGAAGGAGACGAUAGAUCUUUGAGCUUUGCAUGUAUAGAUAGAUAAAGUAUUGAGAGGGUUCGACAGCUACAGUUUAGAGAGAGAAAGAGAGAGGAUUGUUAAAAAUUCUGCGGAGAGAUUGUUUUUCAUUGUGUAGGCAACUACAGAGAGAAUUGAGGAGAGGAUGGAUCAGAGAGAAGCGAAUGAUAUAGAGAAUGAAGGGUUGGGGUGUGAAUGGAAGGAGAUGGAGAGGAAUACGUCGUCGUUUUCUUGCGAUAGACAAAUGAGUGGGACGGUCAGAGAGCCUCUUCUGGUCAAGAAUAGAAUCAACGCGACGUCGCAGAUUGCCAUUGUCGGCGCCAAUGUUUGUCCUAUCGAAAGCCUCGAUUACGAAAUUGUUGAAAACGACCUCUUUAAGCAGGAUUGGAGAUCUAGGAGUAAGGUUCAAAUAUUUCAGUAUGUCGUGCUCAAGUGGACACUUUCACUUCUUAUAGGAUUGAGUACAGGUGUUGUUGCCUUCUUCAAUAACCUCGCGGUGGAGAAUAUUGCUGGCUUUAAGUUGCUACUCACCACUGAUCUUAUGUUUCAGCGAAAGUAUUUUCAGGCAUUUGCAGCGUAUGCUGGUUGCAACAUGGUUCUGUCAAUGUGUGCUGCAGCCCUCUGUGCUUAUAUUGCCCCUGCAGCAGCUGGAUCUGGCAUACCUGAGGUGAAAGCUUAUCUUAAUGGUGUGGAUGCCUACUCUAUAUUGGCACCAAGUACCCUAUUCGUAAAGAUUUUUGGAUCCAUUUUUGGAGUUGCUGCUGGAUUUGUUGUGGGCAAGGAAGGACCCAUGGUUCACACUGGCGCUUGCAUAGCUGCCUUACUUGGACAAGGAGGUUCCCGCAAGUAUCAUUUGACUUGGAAAUGGCUCAGAUACUUCAAAAAUGAUAGAGACCGAAGGGAUUUAAUCACCUGCGGAGCUGCUGCUGGUGUGGCAGCUGCUUUCCGUGCCCCAGUUGGUGGUGUCCUCUUUGCUCUUGAAGAAGCAGCCUCAUGGUGGCGGAGUGCUCUUCUUUGGAGGACCUUUUUCACAACUGCUAUUGUAGCUAUGGUGUUGAGAUCUCUCAUUCAAUUUUGUCAGAGUGGAAAAUGUGGGCUUUUUGGGCAAGGAGGUCUGAUAAUGUUUGAUGUUAGUUCUGCAGUGCCGGCUUAUGACACUGCAGAUCUGCUGGCAGUUAUGUUCCUUGGCAUCAUUGGAGGCAUUUUAGGAAGCCUUUACAAUUACCUUGUGGACAAGGUCCUUCGGAUCUACAGUAUCAUCAAUGAGAGAGGUCCCAUUUUUAAAAUCCUGCUUGUCAUGGCUGUAUCAUUCCUGACCUCUUGUUGUGCUUAUGGCCUCCCAUGGUUUGCAAACUGCACCCCCUGUCCGAUUGGCCUGGAUGAAGCAUGCCCUACCACAGAUGGCUCUGGAAACUACAAGAACUUUCAAUGUCCACCACGUCAUUACAAUGACCUUGCCUCCAUUUUGCUGAACACCAAUGAUGAUGCCAUCCGCAACUUAUUGAAUUCCAGUAAUGAAAAGGAAUUUCAGCUGGCUACGCUUUGUAUCUUUUUUGCCGCUAUGUACUUCCUCGGAAUUAUCACUUAUGGCAUUGCUAUUCCUUCUGGGCUCUUUAUUCCUGUAAUACUUGCUGGAGCCUCUUAUGGUCGUCUGGUUGGGACCAUUGUUGGGCCUACAUCCAAUCUUGAUGUUGGUCUGUUUGCCCUCCUUGGGGCUGCCUCCUUCCUUGGUGGCACCAUGAGAAUGACGGUAUCACUUUGUGUCAUACUUCUUGAACUCACUAAUAAUCUAUUAAUGCUGCCAUUGGUGAUGCUAGUUCUCCUCAUUUCUAAAACUGUGGCUGAUUGUUUCAACAAAGGUGUCUACGACCAAAUAGUUAAAAUGAAGGGUUUGCCUUACAUGGAAGCCCAUGCAGAACCAUACAUGAGGCAGUUGGUUGCAGGGGAUGUCGUUUCUGGCCCCUUGAUAACAUUCUCUGCUGUCGAGAAAGUCGGAAAUAUAAUUCAUGCUCUAAAGAUGACUAGACAUAAUGGGUUCCCAGUGAUUGAUGAACCACCUUUCUCAGAUGCACCAGAAUUGUGUGGGCUUGUUUUGAGGUAUCACUUACUUGUGUUACUUAAGGGAAAGAAAUUUACAAAGCAGAGCGUGUUGAGUGGAACAGAAAUUUUAAGAAAGUUUCAUGCAUUUGAUUUUGCAAAGGCGGGCUCAGGUAAGGGGCCAAAGCUGGAAGAUUUGGAUAUUACAGAGGAAGAAAUGGAGAUGUAUGUCGAUCUCCAUCCCAUUGCUAAUACAUCCCCAUACACUGUCGUGGAGACAAUGUCUCUAGCCAAAGCUGCAAUCCUUUUUCGGGGGCUUGGCCUUAGGCACUUGUGUGUGGUGCCAAAGACACCUGGGAGGCCUCCAAUUGUGGGAAUAUUGACUCGACACGACUUUAUGCCAGAGCACAUUUUGGGAAUCUACCCACACAUGGACCCUCACAAGUAGCAGGAGAAAGCACGCUGCAAACUUUUUGUGACUGUUAAGUCUCUGUAUCACCAUAUAUCUAUUGCGGCCAUUAUUUUGUAAAUUCAGAUGAUUCAUAGAUUUUAAUGCUUCACGUAUGAGUAAUUUCUUUGGGGUAAAGGUUUCUGAUGGAAGAGGGUCAAGCUGCGCUCUAUAUUUUUGUAAUAUGCAGAUUUGUUUGAUAACUCUUCUUUACCAAGACCAUGGCUUUAUUUUUUGGUAUACAACCUCCGAUCCAUAGGCAAGUAAUUCAGACUUGCUUGGAUUGUACAUUCACCACCUGGAUUACCAUAGCCCUCCUUUGUCCAGGCUUGAAACUGAUGUGCGAAGAAGUUAAUGGUACUCGCCUUUUGCAUCACAGCUUGAAGGUGGCUUAUAUCACACGUCUAUCUUUCGGAUGAUGCCUGAAGGUAGAUUCUACAUCCCCCCCCCCCCCCCCAAGUGGCUGAAAGUUAUUUGUAUGUGUAGCAGGGGGAACUUCCUCAUGAUUUAAACUUCUAAAUUGUUCCUCUUGACUUCUAUGUUGUUGUGAUGGAUGAGGAAUUGCCAUGGAGGAUAAUUUUGACGGCAGUUUUGGUGGUAAGUAGUGUCUCGAGGGUGAUUAUUUGAAAUAAUGUUUAAUGCUGUUACAUUUAGAUAAACUGCAGAAGUGCUGAUAAUUUAUGUGAUUCAUGUAUAUCUGAUAAAGAAUGAAAAAUCUCUGAGAC
Molecule: messenger RNA, 3644 nt
Organism: Ilex paraguariensis (yerba mate)
Lineage: Eukaryota; Viridiplantae; Streptophyta; Magnoliopsida; Aquifoliales; Aquifoliaceae
Source: the annotation of a GenBank genome assembly